Messenger RNA from Cuscuta campestris, 2168 nucleotides. NCBI's taxonomy places the organism in Eukaryota, Viridiplantae, Streptophyta, Magnoliopsida, Solanales, Convolvulaceae. The record is from the annotation of a GenBank genome assembly.
AUUCAAGAAGGUGCUAAUGUUUUUAGACCUCCACUAUUAUGCGGCCAUGAUUAUACUUUUUGGAAGUGUCGAAUGAGAGCCUUUCUCAAGUAUCUUGGUGGACAGGUUUGGAGAAGCAUAGAGGUUGGAUGGUCAGCUCCUACUAUGACCAAUGCAGAUGGAGAACUAAUUCAGAAACCUUAUGAAAGAUUUAGCAAGAAAGAAAAGGAUGCUGCAGAAUCGAAUGAUCAGGCUUUGAAUGCAAUCUUCAGAGCGGUUGACAGAAAUCAGUUCCGUCUUAUCUCAAAUUGCACAGAGGCCAAGAGAGUUUGGGACAUUUUUCUUAUUACUCAUGAAGGCACUACAAUAGUCAAGGCUGCCAAACUUCAGAUCGUGAUGUCCAAAAUUGAAAAUCUUAAGAUGGAGGAUGCUGAGUCUAUCACAAAUUUUCAUGGGCGGGUUAGAGAGUAUGCAAAUGAGGCUGAAAGGCUUGGUGAACAAAUUGCAGAAAACAAGCUGGUGUUGAAAGUGUUACGUUCUCUUCCAGAAAAAUACUCUAUGGAUGUUAAAGCUAUUAGACAAACACAAUCUCUCAAUGUUAUUGUUGACGGUGACUCUGAUAGUAACGUGGAUCCAAAGGAGAUGCUUAUAAUUGUUGAAGAAAAAUUUCAAGAGUCUCUACGGGUCAACAAGAAAAAAUGUUUGGAAAAUGAUAGCCUCAAACGUGAACUUGCUGAAUCAAAACGCGAUGUGGAACAACUCAUCAAAGAGUUACAAAGAUACAACGGUAAAGUUACAGCAGAGGAUGACACAGAUGAUGAUACAGAAGAUGACAUAGAUGCUGACACAGCAGAAGAGCUAUCUAUUCUCCAAAGGAAGUGGGUACAACUUGUUCAAGCCAACCAGAAAACUGUCCUGGAGAAUCAUCAGCUUGUUGCUGAGCGCGAUAGACUAAAGGAGAAUAUUUCAAAACUAGAAAAGAAGAUUGAAGACUUAGAAGGGCAACAAUCAGAUCUCAAGUAUGAAUUAAAUCAACUCAAAAACUUUCACAAGUGGGUGAGAAGUGCUGGAGCAAAAGCUAUUGAGGAGCAAGUGAACGUUUCAAAAUUUUAUGGAGACAAGACGGGUCUCGGAUUUUCAGGUUCCGAAAGCAAUAAGACCCCACUUGACUUGUUUGUUGAUCGAAGAAAGGAAAUUGAUCAAAAAGUCCCACAAGGAACGAAAACAGAAGCUGCUGCAUCUGCUCAAACAUCUUCUGCCAAACCCGCUGAAGCAUCUCAUGAAGCUUCUACUGGAACAAUUUAUACAGCACCCUAUGUAAAAAGGCAAAGAGUUGUGACACAAUCUAGUAUGAGAAGACACAAGGAUCAUUAUCCUAAACCUGAAAGAAGGUGUUAUAGCCCUCUGUCAGUCAUCUGUUACUGUGACAAUGCUGCAGUAUCUUCUCUACAACAUAGUUGUUUGAUCUGUUUGCGUUGUUUUCAAUUGGUGAUUUCCGCUUCACUCCCACGAACUUACAAUGGAGUGGUUCUUCUCUCAAUCCCAGUUUGCCCUAGACGAGAAUGGCAAGACACAUUAAUUAUGGCUUUUGAGAGCAACUCAAAUGUACUCGACGCGUCUGCUAACGGACAUUUGAGCUGUCUGUCCAUCUCCUCAAAUCUUCUACAACAAGAUGUUAUGCAGGGUGCAAGGAUGCCAAGCGUCACAGAACAUGGGUUAAAUGAUGGGUCAGUAGAGACUAAGGAAGCUGAAGAUGAAGAAAAGAAGAUCCAAUUGUUAUUUCAACUUGCUUUUGAUGCCUACUUCGAAACAAUCUUCAGGGCAGUGCAAAAAUAGGUUCUAGAGGCUUUGAGCACAACAAGAAAAACAAAAUGUACAAAUCAAUGUCUGCUCAUCAUCAAUUUUGAAAAUUUAGAGGAAUAAUGAAUCUUCUAAUGAAAUGAGUUUUUUAAACGACAAGGAUAAAAGAAAUUUGAAAAACACAAAACCAAAUUCAUAAAUAAGAUACAGAUUUGCUGCUGGAUUAUUAAAAUUUAAAAAAGAAAAAAAAUUGCUAACCUUAUUGCAAUUAAGAUCAAUCUAAUGAUUGAAAGCAUACUUGAAUUCAUAAUUGUAUCCCUCCCAGAUGUGAUAUACGAACCCUAAAAAUGGACGAAAUCUCUCGAAUAGGCCAGAUCUGUUCAUGUCUC